CCUUAUACCCUAACCAUAUACUUUAUAUCCUAAACAACGAACCGUCAAAGAUUACUUAUCAAGUUUAGUAUAAAUUGUUGUAACUAAUGGUAAAUUUAUUUAUUAGCCCAUAAAAAAUUACAUACAUAUAUACAUAUUAGCCUUCAAAGCAUAUAAGAAUAAUUUUAACUAGUCAUGCCCUACAUAUAAAAGUUAAAGAUUCAUAUUUCAAAAGCUAAAAUUAUGAAAAACCAAAAAAUUGAAAACACCAAAUUUGUUUCAUUCUUUCUUUUCACAAAAAUACUAAAAUUUCCCUCCUUCUUUUUCCUUCCAUACAUUAGAAAAACUCAAUUUUUCCUCCUCUUUCUCUUCCAUAAAAUUGAAAGAACCAAAUUACCCUCUUCUUUCCUUCUACAAAAAGUUGAAAAGUCAAAAGUUUCCCUCCUUAUUUCUCUUUCACAAUAAAAAAAUCAAACUUUUCCACUUCUUUCUCUUCCCACAUCAAAACCACCAAAAUUCCCACUUGUUUUUUUUUCUAAAAAAUUCAAAGAACCAAAUUUCCAUCUUCUUUCUCUUCCCAAAAAUUUGAAUACACCAAAAUUUUCCUCUUUUUUUAAAAAGAUCAAAUUAUCAAAUACAUUACUUUACUUUAUUUAUAUUUAAUUGAUAAUUUUAUUGAAUAGUUAAAUAAACCAAAAUUUUAAUUUAUAUAUUAUAUUAAUAUUGUCAUGAUCUCAAGUGACCUUCAUGUUUCAAUUUUUGUAAUUUUCUUAAAAUACAUAAUAUCAAGUGAGUUUCAUAUGUUUAAAAUUUCUUAUACGAAAUGAAAAAAAAAAUUACUUAAGUUUAGAAUGAAAAACUUUAUUUUUAUAAACUAUGUAUUGUAUAUUUUUAUAAUUAUUCAAGUGGAUUAGAUGAAAUUCGGGUUGAGUCGGUCAGGUUACGGGUUAGUCGGGUUCGGGUCAAUUGGGUUCGGGUUAAUCGGGUUGCGGGUCAGUCGGGUUGCGGGUCAAUCGGGUUGCGAGUUAUUCGGGUUGUGGGUUAGUUGGGUUGCGGGUGGGGCGGAUUACGGGUUGUUGACUUUUAGUCAAUUCGAAUUGCGGGUCGGGUUGAUCGGGUGGGUUAAUCGGGUCGGGCUAUGUUUUGACACCUAUAGGUACAUGCCUGUCCUUUCUAACUUCCGUCACUAGUCGCUACCAAAUUUGCCGGUCCCAAAUGAGGAAGCUUCCUCCUGUAAUUUCGCUCUGAAAAUCUGCUUGUCUCUACUACGCUCCGGAUUAGAGCUUUGCCUUCCGUUGGUCUUUCCUUUGUUAUUGGCAGAUUUUUGUGGUCCCCUGAAAAGGAAGGUAUUCCCUUACUGUCACAGAAAAAAUUCAACAGAACGAAAGCCAUACUAAACUGGCAUACUCUAAUUAGUAGUGGCUAAGCUUGCGUAACACAAACAGAAGGCAUGUGUUAAUUAAGUCUGCUCUGCUUCAGAAACCGUUAGACUCCCCACCAUUUCCCAAACGUUUCAUCACAGAAUUAUUUCCCUGCAAUUAACAACUUGCUGUUGCUUCAGCCUCAUCAACUUCCUCCCUAACCCAUUAGUUAACAGUCCCCUUCGAAUACCUGCCUUAUUAUUAAGCACUCCAUCAGAUCAGAACCCUCUGCAAUUCUUCCACCAUCACACCUUUUCCUUCACGUAAACCAUAUCCUGCAAACUGAAGCAACGAAAGAAAAAAGCAUACCCAGAAAGCAACAUGGUGCUGGGCAUCAUAUUCUUGAUGUUAAUCAGCAGUACUACUCAUGUUUCUGCUAACUCGACCACCGUUCUUCCAGCAGCAGCAGCUUGUUCAAAUGGCGAAUGCCAGCUCAGAGAUGAAUGCUCAACCGACCGAGAUUGCGGGGCGGGGCUGCACUGUUUGUCUUGCCCUCUUGAAUUCAGGGGAUCAAGAUGUGUUAGAUCAACCAUUUCAGAUCCGUUCAAGCUUCUGAACAACUCGCUGCCGUUCAAUAAGUACGCGUUCUUGACAACCCACAAUUCGUUUGCCAUCAGAGGAGAGCCAUCUCACACUGGGGUUCCAAGGCUCACCCCUGCCAACCAAGAGGACACUGUCACCCAACAGCUGAAUCACGGAGUCCGAGCACUGAUGCUGGAUACAUAUGAAUUCAAGGAUGGGAUAUGGCUGUGCCAUUCUUUCAAAGGGAAAUGCCAUGAUUUCACAGCUUUUGAACCUGCAAUGGACACUCUGAAGGAAAUAAAGGCUUUCAUGUCAGCAAACCCAUCAGAAAUAGUGACCCUGAUCCUCGAAGAUCACGUUGAGGCUCCAUAUGAACUGUCACGACUCUUCAGGUCUUCUGGCCUCGAGAAGUACUGGUUUCCAGUGUCCAAAAUGCCCAGGGAUGGCCAAGAUUGGCCUCUGGUGAAGGACAUGGUUGCCAAUAACCAAAGGCUCAUAGUCUUCACCUCUGAUAGAUCCAAGCAAGAAACUGAAGGCAUAGCUUAUCAAUGGAACUUCAUGGUUGAAACCCAAUAUGGCAAUGGUGGACUGAAGGGAAACUGCACAAUCAGAAGAGAGUCAGCUGCAUUAGAUGAUAAGAGCAAGAGUUUGGUGCUUGUGAAUCAUUUUGGAACCCUCCCUGUCAGAGGGAUUUCAUGCGAGUACAAUUCAGAGGGACUUAUGGAGAUGCUAGGUAAAUGUCACACUGCAGCUGGGAACAGAUGGGCUAACUUUGUUGCUGUUGAUUAUUACAAGAGAAGCGACGGGGGAGGAGCUUUUGAAGCUGUGGAUAAGUUGAAUGGAGAGAUGUUGUGCGGUAGCAGUGAUGUCAAAGCUUGUGUGACAAGAUUUUCUUAACAUUGAUUCAUGUUUUGAGUUGAUGCGGCGUAUUUAAAAUUUAUGAAUUUAGUAAGAUUAUUCCACUUUGUAGGAAUAACAAUAUAAUAAUUGCCGUUGUUAGGAUUCGAACUUGUAACUUAUGAAACACAAAUUAUUAUAACUAGCUUUAUACCAACCCGUUGGGCGGCAAAUUUUGAUUGGUUAUUAUAUUUUUCGUCCUAGUAUUAUAGUUGUAUUUAUGAUUCAUUAUGUUAAACUAUUAUACAUUGAAUUGUUAAUCUCACUUAUCAAAUUUCAUAUAUUGUAUCACAUUUUUAUAUAUUUCAUUUAUUUAUGAAAUUUUAAUUUUAUUAGAUGAGCUCUCUCUAGUACUUUCUUUAUUGAUUUAUAAUUAUGUAUCGAAUCCAGCAUUUAAGAUAUAAACUAAGAGAUUAUAAUUUUUUAGCACACAAAGUGACAAAGAAGUUAAAAUUUUGGGUUAAUUGCAUGGUUGGUCACUGAGAUUACAAAAGACGUUCAAGUUUGGUCACUCGAAAUAUUUAAAUCUACUGUGGUACCUCAGUUUACUGAAACCGUUCAUGUUUGGUCACUCUCCGUCCAACUCCGUUAACUUUUGCUUACGUGGCAGUCAACUCUAAAAAUUGACCGUUAAAUGUGUGACAUGGCAAUUAAAAAAUAAUUAAAUAAAUAAAAUUUUUAAAA
Messenger RNA from Linum trigynum, 3503 nucleotides. The record is from the annotation of a GenBank genome assembly. Lineage: Eukaryota; Viridiplantae; Streptophyta; Magnoliopsida; Malpighiales; Linaceae.